This is a messenger RNA of Penicillium cataractarum, 1719 nucleotides long. Its product is annotated as tetratricopeptide repeat protein. The transcript has a single exon. The record is from RefSeq and is a predicted model, not a curated record. Gene Ontology annotation, cellular component: intracellular anatomical structure. Gene Ontology annotation, molecular function: protein binding. NCBI's taxonomy places the organism in Eukaryota, Fungi, Ascomycota, Eurotiomycetes, Eurotiales, Aspergillaceae. Bases 1 to 1719 code for a protein of 572 amino acids.
AUGACACAAGACACCACAACCCCCAAUGGAACAGAUUAUGCCUUCGAUCUCGGUGGUUUCGAACGACGGGUUACUACCAAAAGCCCCGAGGCUCAAAUUUGGUUCAAUCGAGGUCUGAUCUGGGCGUAUGCCUUUAACCACCACGAAUCAGCCGCCUGCUUCGAGCGGGCCAUCGCCCUCGAUGAAUCUUUCGCGAUGGCCUACUGGGGUCUAUCAUGGACACUCGGUCCAAACUAUAACCAGCCAUGGGAAUUCUUCGGCGCCGAUCUCAAGAAAGUAGUGCAACGCACUUAUCACGCUUCCCGUAAGGCGCUGGAGUUCGCCACUGGCGGAACCCCGUUGGAACAAGCGCUCAUCAAUGCGAUCCAGGCUCGCUAUCAGAGCGAUGAACCUGCACCCAUGGAGCAGUAUAAGAUUCAAGAUAGAGCCUAUGCCGCUGAGAUGGAAGCUGUAUAUCGCCAAUACGGAGAUGAUUUGGAUGUCGCCACUCUCUACGCUGAUUCCCUUAUCACGCUCACACCAUGGAAACUAUGGAACCUGGUUACGGGACAGCCCAACCCUGGAACACGAACUCUUGAUGCUAAGCUGGUGCUGGAGACGGCACUAAAACAUCCAGAUGGAAAGCGGCACCCUGGUCUGCUACACAUUUACAUUCAUCUCAUCGAGAUGUCGCCCACUCCAGAGCUCGGCUUGGUUCCUUCCGACCACUUGCGUGAUCUCGUCCCCGACUCGGGCCACAUGUGCCACAUGCCAUCGCAUCUAGAUAUUCUUGUCGGAGACUAUCGAGCCGCCAUCCGAAGUAAUCAACGCGCUUCAAUUGCAGACGAGAAGUUCAUGGAACACCACGGUGUCUUCAACUUCUAUACAGUCUACCGCAUGCAUGUCUACCACACACUUAUCUACGCAGCAAUGUUCGCCGGACAAAAAGCCGUCGCACUCGACGCCGUCGAUCGCAUGGAAAACUCCCUACCAAGAGAGCUGUUGAAAUCAAUGGCCGACUAUGCCGAAGUCUUCGUCUCCGUCCGAUGGCACGUCAUGGUUCGUUUCGGCAUGUGGAGGGAAAUCAUCGACCUCCCUCUCCCCGAUGACCCCGAGCUAUACUCCGUUACUACCGCGGUAGCACACUACGCCAAGGGCGUCGCGUACGCUGCAACCGGUCACAUCCCCGAGGCAGAAACCCAGAGAGAUCUAUACCGAGAAGCGGCAAAGCGCGUCCCAGAAACUCGUCUCGACUGGCCAAAUAAAUGCGUCUCGAUCCUGGGUAUCGCAUCUGCGAUGCUGGACGGCGAAAUCGAAUACCGUCGUGGCAACUACACAGAGGCCUUUGAGCAUUUGCGCCGCUCCGUCGAUCUAGACGAUGGCCUGGACUACAGUGAGCCCUGGAGCUGGAUGCAGCCAGCGCGUCAUGCCCUCGCUGCCUUGUUGCUAGAGCAGAAUCAUGUAGAGGAAGCGGCGGCCGUGUACCGCGCUGACCUGGGCCUUGAUGAUUCUGUUAUUCGUGCGCGUCAGCAUCCGAAUAAUGUUUGGGCUUUGCAGGGUUAUCACGAGUGUCUUGUAAGAUUGGGACGAGAGGAUGAGGCGAGGGUUGUCAGACCGCAGUUGACGACUGCUGUUGCUUUGGCUGAUGUGCCCGUUACGUCGUCUUGUUUCUGUCGGACUGAUACUGAGAAGGCGCCCAAGUUGCCGGGUACCUGUUCCAAGGGCGGAUGCAAUCUGUAA